UUUUUUGUGCCUUUGCAGGGGAAGAAGUUUAACUUUGGGAAGAUUCUCUUCAGCAACACCACCAUUUUCCUGAGAUUUGAAGGGGAUGAAAAAGCUUGCGAUCCCUCCCAAAGUUACAAUGUUACUUGGUACUUAAGAUAUUCUGACUGCUACAAUGAAGUUUUCAACUUUGGGGAUGAACAGGCAGAGUACUAUUUUGGGGCUACAUCUGAAGAGCAUCCUGGUUGGUCAGGAUACUAUGCCACAGCGUCUCUCCUCUUUGCAAAUUGCUCUGAGCUUUUCAGGCCUCAGAUUUUCUAUAAAGAAUUUGUUCAUCCAGAGCCCCUCUCACCUGAGAAACAAGAGGGCUUAAAAGAUAAGAAGGAGAGUGGAGGAAAUCACACAAUGGUGGCAGAUAAAACUGCAAUGAAUGCUGUUAUCAAAACUUGGCGAGAUGGGCCAUAUAUAUUUAUUGUGCAAAUUGGAAUUACAACUGCGAAGGAUUCUACUACCAAAGUUAAAAGAAUGGAGAAAACAACACCUUCCUCAUAUCAAAAUAAGCCCUUUACAAUGACAGUAGAACUGAAGGGGCCAUAUGAGUAUCUCUCACUUGCAGACUAUCCUCUGAUGAUUUUUUUCAUGGUGAUGUGUAUUGUGUACGUAUUCUUUGGAGUUCUAUGGCUUGCAUGGUCAGCCUGUUACUGGCGGGAUCUCCUGAGGAUCCAGUUCUGGAUUGGUGCUGUUAUCUUCCUGGGAAUGCUUGAGAAAGCAGUUUUCUAUGCAGAGUUCCAGAAUAUCCGCUACACAGGGGAAUCUGUUCAAGGAGCAGUAAUACUGGCAGAACUGCUUUCUGCUGUGAAGCGCUCAUUGGCUCGAACUCUGGUCAUCAUAGUCAGCCUGGGAUAUGGGAUAGUCAAGCCUCGCCUUGGAGUCACUCUUCACAAAGUAGUUAUGGCUGGAGCCCUUUACCUAUUAUUUUCUGGCAUGGAAGGUGUUCUUAGAGUCACAGGGGCCCAGAAUGAUCUUGCCUCCUUGGCUUUUAUUCCCCUGGCUUUCCUAGAUACUGCCCUGUGCUGGUGGAUAUUCAUCAGCUUAACACAAACAAUGAAACUGCUAAAACUUCGAAGGAAUGUUGUGAAACUCUCUUUGUAUCGGCACUUCACCAACACGCUCAUCUUGGCAGUAGCAGCAUCGAUUGUAUUUAUCAUCUGGACCACCAUGAAGUUCAGGCUGGUGGACUGUCAGUCGGACUGGCAGGAGCUAUGGGUGGAUGAUGCCAUCUGGCGCUUACUGUUUUCUAUGAUCCUUUUUGUCAUCAUGAUUCUGUGGAGACCAUCUGCUAACAACCAAAGGUUUGCUUUCUCCCCACUGUCUGAAGAGGAGGAGGAUGAUGAGCAGAAAGAACCAAUGUUAAAGGAAAGUUUUGAGGGAAUGAAAAUGAGAAGUACAAAGCAAGAACCAAAUGGGAAUGUAAAAGCAAAUAAAGCUCAGGAGGAUGACCUGAAGUGGGUAGAGGAGAACGUUCCUUCGUCAGUGACAGAUGUCGCUCUUCCAGCUCUUCUGGAUUCAGAUGAGGAAAGAAUGAUUACACACUUUGAAAGGUCCAAAAUGGAAUGAAGGAGUAGCUUUUUGUUACUGGAAGUGGAGACGCCUCUUUUAAAGUUGCUUGGUGGAGCAAGUGCAUCCUGCUGAUUUGUUUCUUGAUCUCGGCCUUGGACGUUUGAUGCUUUAUUGUCAUGAGAGCGUCUUGCUGUGGAAGAAGUUCACAAGGACAUUAUAAACCUUUUGGAAAUUUGAAUUUACAAAGUUGCUGCAAGUUUGGAUUUUUAAGCAAUUUAAAUGUGUACUAUUCCAGCACCUUCUGUAACUUUUCAAAUAUUUAAUCUGUGAAACUAAAAUUCCUAAUGUCUGCUUGAGGAGUUUAUAUUUCAAUGUUAUAAUUGACACUUAGGGGUGAACUGCCUGUACCUUUUUUGGGGGGAGGGUGGGGACAGAUAAAAACAAGCACUGAAGAAACAACAGACCCGUUUUCUGGUAGAUAAUGGCUUACUGCUGUUGCAUGUCAUGUGUCCGACACGGAUGAGAGGUUUUUAGAGAGAAGCUCCUGUUAAUGAAGAAAAUUAAGAUGCCAGAAAGGAAAUAUUUGGAAAAGUUACAGUGAUAUGAGUUUUUAACGAAAUCAAGUGCAAUUUUAUUCAUAACACUGUGUAAGAAAGAUUUUCUAUUUUAAAUGCCAUUGACCUAUAGGUAACAGCUGCAUAGAGCUAACACUUGCUGUUGUGGCACAUCUCAUUGCUGGCAAUGCGGUGAAUGCCUGGAAAAAUGAUUUGCCCCUACCUUCCAUGUGUUGCAUGACUUAAUUUAAAAGAAACAAAACCAAACAUAACCAAACAUCACCAAACCCACUCCUGCAGUGCUCUUCCACAAGUGCUUGACUACUCGUGUUUAGCAGAUAUUAACUAGAUGUUUCAGCAGAACUCUUCUCCCUGCCCACAUAACAUCUCCACCGAGAAGUCGGCACUCUUCUAUGAGAAGAUGGCAUUGCUUUCUAGAGGGCGCAAGCACUGCUUACCUUGCUUGAAAGAGGCUUUGAUGGGAGUACGCAGUGCUGGGGUAGUUCUGUUCCCAGUGUUCGGUUAGAAUUGCCUCCCACCUACGUGAUUUGAUGAUGGGCUUUCCUGUCCCAAUUGGUCCCUGUGGCCAAGAGGUACUCCGAUGAGAUCACUGUGUUUCAAAGUUGCAGAUUUCUAUUCUCUAUAAUUGCUUUUGGUUUCUCCUUUUCAAAUGGAAAAGAGCUUUUGGACAGUGUUCUAUUUUUAUUCUAUGCUUGGCUGUAGAGGCUUCACUUGCAAUAACUACACAUGGAAACCCACUGUUGGACUGUGUGACAAAAGCUCUAGUUUGGGUUCAUAACCUUUACAACUGAUAACUACCAGGCAAGCAGCAGCACAGCUGGAUUUCUAGGGAGCUGAUGUGCUGCUGCUGGAAUGGCAUAGGGAGUCAGCUUUUCUGGUUCUUCACUCAUAGCUGUGUCAGCAGAAGUUAACAUGUGCCUGUACUUCAUUUCGCUGUAAGGUCUGGUAGCGUAGCUCUUGUUCAUCUUUAUCAGCAACUUAUGCUGAAACAUGGCACUUUACAGUAGAGUAGCUGAGGCACAAGUGCAUCGUAUCUUCUGCUAGCUGUGCCAUGUGGGCAGCAAAUCCUCAGUGGAUGGGCAGAGGGAAAAAAAGAGCUGUGGCUGUAAUACGUUGGUCUGCCUCUGCAAGAGUUGCUGGAGCUCUUCUGCCAUCCCCUUUAGGCCAUGGGUAGAAUCUUUAAUGAGAAAACACUUUGACUUCUAAUUUGCUAUGCUUAAUUGAUAUAGAUGAAACAAACGUUACCUCCGUGUCCUUUUGGGGAGAGAAAAUUUUGUGAAAUAAAGCUACAUAAAACCUGCUAUUUAAUUUUUUUGGGUUGUUUUUUUUAAGUUCUAUUGUUUUGGGUUUGGGUUUUUUUGAGACAAAUAGGGGAAAAAUGUUCUCUACUGGAAGCACAAAAGAAGUUUAUAUGUACCAUUUAAUAAAAGCUAGGCAAAGAGUAGAAAGGCUUACAUUGUGUCCUUUCACUUUCAUACUGCCUGUGCUCUCACUUGAGAAAGUGUUAACCUCUUCACAAAGCUGCCUCACUUUUCUUUAACUCUUUAUUGUAUGGAAUUUAUAAUGUAGUUACUCCCGAUGAGCGCUUU
This is a messenger RNA of Egretta garzetta (little egret), 3703 nucleotides long. RefSeq names its product transmembrane protein 87A (gene TMEM87A). The transcript has 19 exons. Lineage: Eukaryota; Metazoa; Chordata; Aves; Pelecaniformes; Ardeidae. Gene Ontology annotation, biological process: retrograde transport, endosome to Golgi. The coding region runs from base 385 to 1596 and encodes 403 amino acids. Gene Ontology annotation, cellular component: Golgi cisterna membrane; Golgi apparatus. The record is from RefSeq and is a predicted model, not a curated record.